GAGUCGUUAGGCGAACCUGAGUGGUAAGAACCCUAAUUUAGUUUGAAAAAUGUGAAACAGAAGAGAAGAGAUCUAUUACCAUCUUCCUUGAGAAGACGGAAAGCGACCACAUGACGACAUCCUCCUUCACGCUUCUUCCUUUCCUCCCGCCGGCUUUCCUCUCUUCUGCUGCCUGUUUUUUGGGGCUUCGAGCUGGGUUGUUGUCGGUCUGGCUCUCUGGGUUUCUCCUCAUUGCUCUCUCCUUCUACGGAACCCACCUUUUAUCUUCUUCUCUCAAUGACCCGAUCAGAGAUUCCGGAUUUUCCCACGAUUCAAGUUCUCCCAGAAUCACCAUAUUCACAGCGCCUCCUCCUUUCGAUGGCUCCUUGGAAGAUCGGCAGUCGCUUUCUGUCCGCUCAUGGCUCGCUUUGUCUUCCCAUGUCACUGUCGUUCUCUUCAGUCAACACCCUUCUGUUUCUUCCUUCGCCCAGAGAUUCGAUUCCCGUGUCUUGGUCGAUUCCAGCAUCGAUUUUACGCUACUCGGCACUCCGUUCUUACACUCGAUGCUGAAAAGGAGUGAAGCAUAUGUGUCGGAUAUAGCUGUUCUGAUCGAUCCGGAUACAAUUCUGCUUCCGGAUUUUGUUUCUACUCUGAAUUAUGCUUACGAGCUUGAUCGUGACUGGCUACUCGUCGCUUCACCGCUUAACUUUCCCCACUUCCCGUUCUAUUUGGACGAAGAGGAUCGUUGUUGGCGUCAAGCCAAUGGGAGAAGGGUGAGAAUCCGGGAGUUGCAGAAGAUGAUAAACCAGAAUGGGCAGUCAAAUUCCGGUGAAGGUAAAAUCGUUAUGGCUUGGAACAAUAUUGGCGGGCCCUUACACGGGGGUGUCAUCCCACCUUUCUUGUAUCAGAGAGGAAUUCAUAAUCAAUGGGUCAUCAAUGAGGUUUUGACAUGUAAAGAUAGGUUUGUGUUUGAUGCUAGUUCAACCAUGUCCAGUUUCUUCGUAUCCAAUCCAGAGAACGAGUAUACGGGCGACAAUAACUCAGUUAGCCGGAAAAGGAACUGGGAAUACGUCUCAAACUCCCAUCUCGGCCAGCUUUAUGGGUCCUUGUUCUUCAGUGACAAGUCUUCUACUCUACCAAAACUUCUGAAGUGCAACAAGCGAUAUCUGUUCGUUAAUGCGUCAGAUCUCUCCAUUGUUCCAUCUAUGGCUGAAGUGAAGACUUACCAUCUGAGAGAGAGGAUGUCGGGUUGGCGAACACGAGAGAAGAUCUCAGCCUGUAUAAGCAGAAGGAAUUCAAGAAGCGUGAAGUUCAGUUCUUUCCAGAAAGAUCAGCCAAUGCCACCUUUGACAUUUCCCUUCCACCUGGAGUCUCUUCUCCUGCUAGUCGCAGACAAGAAUAAGACUGUUGUUCUUGCUGUUGCUGGAUAUAGCUAUAAGGACAUGUUGAUGAGUUGGGUCUGCAGGUUACGUCGCCUUGCCAUCCCGAAUUUCUUAGUCUGUGCCCUUGAUGAGGAAACUUAUCAGUUCUCUGUUUUGCAGGGUCUACCCGUUUUUGCAGAUCCAUUAGCCCCAGGCAACAUUAGCUUCAAUGACUGCCACUUUGGAUCCAGGUGCUUUCAGAGAGUAACCAAAGUCAAGUCCAGGAUAGUUGCGAAGAUACUGAAGCUCGGAUAUAAUGUUCUAUUGAGCGACGUGGACGUGUAUUGGUUCAGAAAUCCAUUGCCGUUACUUCAAUCCUUUGGCCCUGCUGUUCUUGUCGCGCAAUCUGAUGAAUAUAACAGGACGGCGGCGAUAAACUUACCUAGGCGGUUGAAUUCCGGGUUCUACUUUGCACGUUCGGAUGGGCCAACGAUCAGGGCCAUGGAGAAAGUGGUGAAGCAUGCUGCGACGUCCGGUCUGUCCGAGCAGCCGAGCUUCUACGACACGUUAUGCGGGGAAGGAGGAUCGUAUAGAGUCGGAGAGGAUAAAUGCGUAGAGCCGGAGACGAAACUGACAGUUAAGUUCCUGGACAGAGACCAGUUUCCGAACGGAGCCUAUUUAGAGCUGUGGCAGAGGAGAGACGUGAGAGGGGAAUGCGAGAGGAGGCGUUGCUUCGUGCUGCAUAACAACUGGAUCAGCGGCAGACUUAAGAAACUUGAACGUCAGAUGAUGUCUGGUCUCUGGGAUUAUGAUUCUUCCACGAGAAUGUGCGUUCAGAGCGUUGCAACGUAGUCGGACUAACGAAGAACCAUGGGUCCUAGUUUCGGCUCUAAACCGGUUUCUGGUCGGUUAGUGAUUUCAUCUCUGAUCACAGAUAAUGAUACAAGGUAUAGGUUUUCUUCUUUCUUUCUUUAAAAAAAAAUUGAUUUAAUCCAAAAUCUAAUGAAUGGUGGAUUUCAAAUAAAUUUGGGUUAGGGCGUUGUUAUUAUUGCUUUGA
Tarenaya hassleriana is the source of this 2397-nucleotide messenger RNA. Its product is annotated as beta-arabinofuranosyltransferase RAY1. The record is from RefSeq and is a predicted model, not a curated record. NCBI's taxonomy places the organism in Eukaryota, Viridiplantae, Streptophyta, Magnoliopsida, Brassicales, Cleomaceae. The coding region runs from base 111 to 2192 and encodes 693 amino acids. Gene Ontology annotation, molecular function: glycosyltransferase activity. The transcript is spliced from 6 exons.